This is a messenger RNA of Boeremia exigua, 815 nucleotides long. RefSeq lists its product as uncharacterized. The coding region runs from base 209 to 490 and encodes 93 amino acids. Lineage: Eukaryota; Fungi; Ascomycota; Dothideomycetes; Pleosporales; Didymellaceae. The record is from RefSeq and is a predicted model, not a curated record. The transcript has 3 exons.
UGCAGUGCGACCACUUCCCACCAAUCAAUAUCUGCUGCAUCUCAUGUUACCGCAAUGCAGCCGUAGGGAAUGAUGAGAAUGCGAAGACUCAGGAUCCAGGCUGCAUAUACAACCUGUCGUCAAGACCCAUCUCGAUUGCUCCCGUUGUCGCCAAACACCCCCAAUUCGACGACACAACAUCAAUCUGAGCCUUUUACUAUCUUGCACCAUGAAGUUCUCCGCCAGCCUCCUUGCGAGCCUCUGUCUCUGCCUUCAAGUCGCCAGCGCGGCCACUGCUGCUGCCCCCGCAGCCGAGCUGGACCGCAACGACCCCGUCUACCGCGCCAAGCUGGUCGAGGAAUGCGGUGACCUCGGUGUCAUGGAUGUCCCCGCUGGCGUUCCUGAGAGGAAGGUGCGCCACUGUAGGGACCACCCCCUGAGUCGCGACCCCGACUUCGCACCCGACUUCUCAGCUGGUGCCGUUGCUCCUGCUCGUCGUAAGGCGAACUAGAAGCACGUGAUUGCUACUACGGAAGUGAGCAGUACGGAUGCACCGAUAAUUCCUGCUGGAGAGUCUGUGGGUCACGUGGUAGUUGGUGCUGGUUGACCGUAGACGUCCCUAGCGGAUCAUGGCUGAAGUGCUCGACGAACGAGCAGUGUAGGUGGGAAUUCGGCGUAUGCUCGUGAGGUGCCUGUAAAGGAUGUAGCUGCAGUUGUUAAUCCAAUGGUCUUUCUCGUCAGUCCUCUGAAGAUAUUGUGAUCAACUCUCAUAUGUAGGAGAGCAGAACAUCCAAUCUUUUCAGCAGCGGGGACAGCGAUACCCUUUUCGAUCGAAC